Penicillium taxi is the source of this 1935-nucleotide messenger RNA. RefSeq lists its product as uncharacterized. Lineage: Eukaryota; Fungi; Ascomycota; Eurotiomycetes; Eurotiales; Aspergillaceae. The record is from RefSeq and is a predicted model, not a curated record. Gene Ontology annotation, cellular component: nucleus. Gene Ontology annotation, biological process: protein phosphorylation; mitotic DNA damage checkpoint signaling. The transcript is spliced from 5 exons. Gene Ontology annotation, molecular function: protein binding; ATP binding; protein serine/threonine kinase activity. Bases 1 to 1935 code for a protein of 644 amino acids.
AUGGCGCCUCGUGAGAAAAGCUCACUGAAGCGGGGACUUGUCAAUGUCGAUGCCGACUCGCAAGAUCAGAAGAAACCUCGCCGCUCUCAAAGAAUCUCAAGCCAGGUUCAAACUGAGACGCCAGUCGACCACCAGUAUCUACCCACCCCGCUUACACAUGGUCACUCUGUCGCUACGGACAUUCGCAAUGAAGUUACAGUGACUCCCCCAGACAGCCCGAGUCAAGCUCGACUUCGCGAACAGUCUUCACCUCUUCGCGAGUUAUCACCAGAGGCCUCUUCACCACCAGCGGAUGCGACACAGGCACUGUCGCAGUUUGUCUACCCACCACGGGCAUUUGCAGAUGAGGUUGAAAAUGAAAAUGCCGAAGGAGUUUGGGGAUACCUCAUUCCUUUGGAUGACAAAGUCGACAGUCCCUUUGUGUUGAAGAAGCGAGAAGCCUGUGCAAAUGAUGAUCCAAGCAAACAAAGGUCGGGCAAAAGGCCCCAGGGUCGGGCACCUGGUGGCUAUCUCAUUGGACGCCAUCCGGAAUGUGAUUUGAUUAUUGAAAGUCCCACAAUCUCCAAUCGCCAUUUUCUUCUUUUUGACGAAAAAAGGAGAGGCGAUGUGGUCGCCAUUUUAGAAGAUCUUUCCAGCAACGGAACCUUUGUGAAUGAUGCGCUCGUGGGCCGAAACAAGCACCGCGAACUAGAAGACGGUGAUGAAGUAUCCAUUCUGAAUGAGGCCCGCUUCGUAUUUCGAUACCCUCGUACUCGAGACACUAAUCGCUUCCACCAACAAUAUCAAAUCAAUCGGCAGCUUGGUAAAGGUCACUUUGCUACAGUUUACCUCUGUAUGGAACGGGCCACAGGGAAGAAGUUUGCCGCAAAGGUCUUUGAAAAGCGCCCUGGGGAGUCUCAAAGAUCUCUUUCCCAAACGGACACCUUGCAGAAAGAAAUCGCAAUCCUCAAGGGAGUCGAGCAUGUGAAUCUGCUUUGCUUGAAGGAAGUGUUCGAUGAAAAUGACGGGGCCUAUCUCGUCCUCGAGCUAGCUCCCCAGGGUGAACUGUUCAAUUACAUCGUGGCAAAUCAAAAGUUGACAGAAAGGGAAACUCGACAUGUGUUCCAGCAACUCUUUGAGGGACUCAAAUAUUUGGUAAACUCACCUCAAAUUCUCAGAGAUGAUGCGGAAGUAGCUGACAAUUUUAUUCAGCAUGAUCGAGGAAUUGUGCAUCGAGAUAUCAAGCCAGAAAACAUCCUUUUGGCCGACGACAGUUUGAAGGUCAAACUCGGUGACUUUGGUCUUGCAAAGAUCAUUGGAGAGGACUCGUUCACAACAACCCUUUGUGGCACACCAAGUUAUGUUGCUCCUGAGAUACUGGAGGAAUCGUCCAAGCGCCAGUAUACCAAAGCUGUUGAUAUAUGGUCACUCGGGGUUGUGCUUUAUGUCUGCCUUUGUGGGUUUCCACCAUUCUCCGAUGAACUAUGCACUCGAGAGUAUCAAUACAGGCUCGCUCAACAGAUCAAGCUGGGAAAAUUCGACUAUCCAUCGCCUUAUUGGGAUUCUGUUCAAGACUGGGCUCUGGACCUUAUUGACCGCAUGCUCUGUGUGGAUCCAGUUAAACGAUACACAGUAGAACAGUGUCUUGAACACCCAUGGGUUACGGAGAAAUAUCCCAAGCUUACCGACAGCACGGAUGGACUGACUGGUGCCCUGAGCAAUUUGGACUUUUCUAAGCGCAAGAUGGAGCGAGAACGGACUUUGCUCAGCAGUAUCAACGAAGUCAGCUCCACUGCGUGCGAGGAAGAGGAAAACAAAAAGCCCGUGAAUGCUCUUUCCAAGACUAUUCACAAUCAGCCAGCAAAGGCCCGCGAGCCAUCUCCUGGUGGAGAUAGUGCCCCCAAGGACUUCAUCAAUCUUGGAGAAGGGGGUGAUGCACCUUUGUACGACAAUUGA